GGCUGAACGAUUUAUCGUUUUCAGAUCGAAAUUGCGAUUUCAGAAGUCUCAAUCUUGAGAUCGUGAAGGCUUCGGUUUUAGACGAACGUUAUUUAGCUCUCCUGGCUGACAUGUCUGUUGUGUAUAUGCAGCCUGCUCGUGCUACUCUCAUGCCUUGUCAAACUCACCAAUCAGAAGUGGUAAACUACUUGUGAGCAGGGCAUGCCGUCACGCUAACCAAUCAGAGGCGGCCAUUGACGAGGCUACCGCGUACACGCCCACUAACAACUUUGGUGAAGAAACAAACGUCCUGGAGGAAAUGGCUGCUGCCGCCGGGUCAGAAGUGGAGGAGGAUUUAGUUUUAAUACAGAAGAAGAGCAGCACGUCUGUCAUUUGGGACUACUUCGGUUUCGAAACUUCAGAUGUGCAUCAGAAACAGGUACUUUGUAAAACUUGUCGGGCCAAAGUCGCCACAUCCCAAGGCAACACGACUAAUUUAUUCCGGCACUUGAAAAAUCACCACCGGCAGUUACACGACGAAUGUAUGACCAAAAAGUCCGGUGAAAAGUCAACCCCGAGCGAUUCAGCCCAUUGUAGCAAACAUACCACAAUUACAGCGUCGUUUGCCAGUAUAACUCCUUAUGAGAAGAGCAGCCGCAGACACAAGGAGAUAACGACCGCCAUAACACACUACAUUGGCAAAGACAUGGUGUCUGUUAACACCGUUACCAAAGAGGGAUUUCAAAACCUCCUCCACACGCUGGACAGAAGAUACAAGAUUCCCUCCCGCACCUAUUUCAACCAGGUCGCCAUCCCACAGCUUUACGCCGAGUGCAAGGAAAAAGUGGAAAGAGAGGUGAAAAAUGUGCUUUAUUACGCCACAACUACCGAUAUGUGGUCAAGCAGAACAAGCGAACCGUAUCUUAGCUUGACCUUGCAUUACAUAAAUGACGACUUUGAGUUGAAAAGUCGCUGCCUGCAGACAGCAUACUUUCCCAUGGAUCACACAGGAGAGAAUAUCGCCCUCGGAUUAAGAGAGUGUCUAGCAAGCUGGGGUCUGAAAGAGGAGGACCAGACGUGCAUCACAACUGACAAUGGAGCAAACGUCGUCAAAGCUGUGCAGCUUAAUCAGUGGACCAGGCUUCAAUGUUUUGGCCACAGGCUACAUCUUGCAAUUGAAAAUGCUGUUAAAGAUGAUGUAAGAGUUAAACGGGCAACAGGACUCUGCAAGCAGCUGGUUGGACAUUUCUCACAUAGCUGGAAAAAGAAGGCCGCACUGAAAAAGGCACAGCAAGAAUUGAAGAUACCGGAGCACUCACUGAUUACAGAGUGUCCGACGAGGUGGGGCUCACGACAGAGGAUGAUUGGGAGGGUGUUGGAGCAGAGUAAGGCGUUGUCUCAGGUUCUAUCUGAAGACAAGAAGACACGUCACCUGGUCCCCACUUGGCAGGACACAGAUGUCCUUGAGUCAUUAAACAAUGCCCUUGGCCCUCUUCAGGAGUUUACUGAUGCCCUGUCCGGUGAAGCCUAUGUAAGUGUGUCCUACCUGAAGCCAGUCCUCCAUCUCCUGAGGACAUCGAUCCUGACUGUAGACAAAGACGACCCAGAUCUUACCAGGGACAUAAAGUCAAGAGCUCUUCGCUAUAUUGAAGAUAAAUACAGCGACCCAGCCACACAGGAGCUACUAGAUAUUGCUUCGUUCCUUGAUCCUAGAUUCAAAACUGACUACAUAAGAGCAGAGAAUGUCCCAGACAUCAAAGAAAGAGUGAGGAUCGAAAUGGAACAGGUGGCACGAAAGGAAAAGAGGGCCCGUGUCAGCACUACAGAGGCCAUGCCCCAGGGUGCAGCAGAGGCAGAGCCAUCUACUGUGGGGAAGGGAAAGCGGUCAUUGGGCAGCUUCUUCAAGAGCAGACCGUCUGUGCCUCCUCCUUCCACCACCAUGCAGUUGGAGGAUGCCAUUAAUGCAGAGCUGAACAGCUACCUGAUAACUCCUACAAUUGAUGGAGAGGACAAUCCCCUGGCCUGGUGGAGAGUGCACAAUGUUAACUUUCCAUGGUUGAACAAACUGGCUCGCAAGUUUCUGUGCAUACCAGCCACCAGUUCACCAUCAGAAAGAUUGUUUAGUGCUAGUGGCAAUGUUGUCACAUGUCAGCGCUCAUGUCUUAAACCAUCAAAGGUUGACAUGCUAGUUUUCUUGACCAAAAAUCUGUGAAGAGUGAUGUAGAGAUGUCAGGGAAGCAAGUAUUAUUGUUAAAGUACUUUUUAGAUUGUGUUUGUUCUGCACUUUACCCUGACUUGUGGUGUCAGUUUUUGUAAAAAAAAAAAAGAUAAAUGCUAGUUUUCAGGAAUAUUAUGUUCUAUUGUUAACAGAAUAGAUGUGCAAUAUUUGGGUGCUGCUAAGCGGUAAAUGAAUGACCCACCUAUUUUAAUGUCUGACAUAUUUUUCAGAAGGGCAGAGGUUGGGUCAUUUUGUUUUUGUAAUAGUAUUUUCUUUAUUACCAUUACUUUUCAAUUUCACUUUAAAAUAUUGUUCAGGUUUCUUCCAGGGUUGAAUAAAGUACUUGAAUUGCUGCUAUAGAUGUUGAUAGGCUAGCUCUCUUGAGCCAUAAAAGACUGACCUACCUACUUGAGUAUAAGACUGUUUACAUAAGGUCAGGAUCCUUUUUUUCCUUUAUUGAAGUUGUUGAAUUUUGUUUUUCUUAUUAUAUAUUAAGCAUUGCUUUUUGUGUUGGAAUUGUUUUGUAUUUUAUUUAACUUAAACUUUUUUAUUUAUCUUAACAUAAUUAAGGUUUUUGUACUGGUUUUAGUUCUUUAGUUUUAAUAACUGCUGUUGGUCAAGAACUUUGGAGAAUGUACAUGCAUGUUUCUUAAUAAAUACAUGUUUGAAGCAAUUCUUACCUUUUAGUAUUCAUCCUUGCAUUACAUAGCAUUUAAUGUUUUCAUGGUAUAUCAUUUUUUGUCAUGUUUUAAAUCUGUUACUGUUACUGAAGCUUGAUUUGAAAAGAAAUCGUGAGUCAAAAUCGAAAUCGCAAUUUCUGUCAGAAAAAUCGUGAUCAGAUUUUUUCCUGAAAUCGUUCAGCCC
Molecule: messenger RNA, 3061 nt
Organism: Entelurus aequoreus (snake pipefish)
Lineage: Eukaryota; Metazoa; Chordata; Actinopteri; Syngnathiformes; Syngnathidae
Product: E3 SUMO-protein ligase ZBED1-like
Exons: 3
Coding region: 299-2191 (630 amino acids)
Molecular function (GO): protein dimerization activity; DNA binding
Source: RefSeq, a predicted model, not a curated record